Messenger RNA from Caenorhabditis elegans, 856 nucleotides. RefSeq names its product Homeobox domain-containing protein (gene ceh-45). The record is from RefSeq and is marked reviewed. Gene Ontology annotation, biological process: regulation of DNA-templated transcription. Gene Ontology annotation, cellular component: nucleus. The transcript has 5 exons. The coding region runs from base 36 to 725 and encodes 229 amino acids. NCBI's taxonomy places the organism in Eukaryota, Metazoa, Nematoda, Chromadorea, Rhabditida, Rhabditidae. Gene Ontology annotation, molecular function: DNA-binding transcription factor activity, RNA polymerase II-specific; DNA binding.
ACUGAAGAAUCGCAUCCCCCACUACGGUGUGACACAUGGCAUCCUUCCCGUUUUUAAUGACACCUGAAACUAUGAACAAAUUGGUGACGCCGAAUUCUGCAAGUAUCUCCUCGUCAUCCUCCUCUCCGUCCACAUCAACCUCAUUCUCAAUUGACACAUUGCUCUCGAACCCGUUGGCCGGAAUUCCGCAGCUUCACAAUUUUCAAGAUCCAUUUGGAGCAGUGGGAGCCGCAGCGGCGGCUUCUGCCCUGCCAUGGCAGUUUCAUCCGGCUAAUUAUCCGUUUUUCUCAAUGCUCUGCGGACCACUAAUGCCUCCAUUCAUGGCUCCAUAUCACCAUCAACACUACGCCUCCCGACGAAAACGCCGGCAUCGUACCAUUUUCAGCGAGGAGCAGUUGAACAUUUUGGAGACCACAUUUUCAACGACACACUACCCGGACGCUACGACGAGAGAAGAGCUCGCGGUUCAGUGCUCAUUGAAGGAAGAAAGAGUUGAGGUCUGGUUCAAAAAUCGUCGGGCAAAAGAGCGCAAGCAGAAGAAGGACGACAGUCGGACUUCUAAGCACAGCGGAGACGAUUCCGAAUGUGACGAGAGCGACGAGGACACCCGAAAAGUGAAACGGAUAAAACGCGAAAAUUCCAGCGGAAAAGAGACGAGCUCGCCCGAAUCAAAAGCCUCACUGAAGACAUCGCACAGCGAGAAUUUGGUGUUGGAGCCUUGUUAGCAUAUAAUUUGAAUCUCUAUUCCCCACCUAGCUGGAAAUCCAGGCCACCCCCUCUUUAUAUUCUAGUCCCCCCCAUCCCCUCUCAUUUUGUCAAGUCAAUAAAUGUAUGUGGCGAAUUAAUCCGAUUCUAA